AAAUGGCAGCAGAUGUUGGUGAUGUGAACGCACCCAUCGCCAUUGUCAUCCCAAACCUUUUUCUUGCCCAAUAAUCUCCCUCAGAAGUUGAGUUGUUGUAACGCAAAUAGGACACUCGUAGUAUACUAUAGCUAUAUAUAGAUAGAGUCUCCACAUUUCUUAAUGGCCGCCAUUAGAGUAUCCUUAGCUUCGUCUCUCACUUUGAUCGCUUCAACUUCAACUUCAUCAUCUUCUUCCUCGGUUUUCACGAAAUUGCGGUGGAACCCAGUUCUCAGUCUUUCAUUUUCAGUUACACCCUUAUUGUGUUCUCGAAGAGGGAAGCGCAUGGCUCACUCUCUUGCUAAGGCCACUCUUGGGCUCACUCAGCCGGCUCAGAUUGAAGCACCCAUGAUAUCUUUUGCUGUAAAAGAGAUUGAUUUGGUGGAAUGGAAAGGGGACAUACUUGCAGUGGGUGUGACAGAGAAAGAUAUGGCCAAAGAUGAAAACUCAAAAUUCCAAAAUUCAAUUUUGCAAAUGCUAGAUUACCAGUUGGGUGGUUUGUUGUCUGAAGCCUCUUCAGAAGAAGAUUUCACAGGAAAGGCUGGACAGUCUACAAUUCUUAGGCUUCCAGAUCUUGGCUCGAAAAGGGUUGGUUUAAUUGGGCUCGGAUCAACAGCUUCAUCAACUGCUUAUCGAAGUCUUGGUGAGGCUGUCGCUGCAGCAGCAAAGACUGCUCAGGCAAGUAAUGUUGCCAUUGCACUUGCUUCUUCUGAUGCGCUCUCUGAUGAAUCGAAGCCUAGCACUGCUUCAGCAAUAGCAACUGGAACUGUGUUGGGUACUUACGAAGACAGUAGGUUUAAGUCUGAGUCAAAGAAGUCAGCCCUCAAAUCUGUGGAUAUUCUAGGUCUUGGAACUGGACCGGAGCUAUUAAAAAAGAUCAAGUAUGCAGAAGAUGUAUGUCGGGGAGUUAUUCUUGGAAAAGAGCUUGUAAAUGCACCUGCCAACGUAGUCACUCCUGGGGUACUAGCAGAAGAGGCCAAAAAGAUUGCUUCCAUGUACAGUGAUGUUCUUUCAGCCACAAUUUUGGAUGUAGAACAGUGCAAAGAACUGAAAAUGGGUUCUUAUCUGGGUGUGGCUGCAGCUUCUGCAAAUCCUCCUCAUUUUAUCCAUUUAUGUUACAAGCCUCCAAGUGGGCAAGUCAAAACCAAGCUGGGCUUAGUUGGCAAGGGAUUGACUUUCGACAGUGGUGGCUACAAUAUCAAGACGGGACCUGGUUGUUUAAUUGAGCUCAUGAAAUUUGAUAUGGGAGGCUCAGCAGCAGUGUUAGGUGCAGCAAAAGCUCUUGGUCAGAUUAAACCUGAUGGAGUAGAGGUUCAUUUCAUUGUUGCAGCUUGUGAGAAUAUGAUAAGUGGAACAGGUAUGCGACCUGGGGAUAUCGUUACAGCUUCUAAUGGCAAGACAAUCGAGGUUAACAAUACCGAUGCUGAAGGCAGGCUCACUCUUGCUGAUGCUCUGGUAUAUGCUUGUAACCAAGGUGUAGAGAAGAUAGUUGAUCUGGCUACGUUAACAGGGGCUUGUAUAAUUGCUCUUGGGCCAUCUAUUGCCGGCAUCUUUACACCUAGCGAUGACCUUGCAAUGGAGAUGCUUGCUGCUUCAGAAGUCACUGGAGAAAAACUUUGGAGGAUGCCUAUGGAAGAAAGUUAUUGGGAGUCCAUGAAAUCAGAAGUGGCUGAUAUGGUGAAUACUGGUGGUCGUCAAGGUGGUGCUAUCACCGCUGCUCUUUUCCUGAAACAGUUUGUUGAUGAGAGGGUUCAAUGGAUGCAUAUUGACAUAGCUGGUCCUGUCUGGAAUGAGAAGCAGAAAACUGCAACAGGAUUUGGCAUUUCAACUCUGGUGGAAUGGGUUCUGAAGAAUUCUUCAUCUUAGUUCCAUUUUCUGCUCUGCUGUUCAAGGGGCAUAUAUUGUUUAAGCAGAUGGGAGGCAGAGGAAAAAUCUUCACGGGGUUGUAUGGCGCUAAGAUUUUUGGUUGUAUGAAUAAAAGUUAUGAAAGAAAGCGAAAAUGGAUGAGCUCUGAGGCAUAGGUUGUGCUGAGCCUGUAUUAUUCAGUGAACACUUGCCUUUUGAUGUUCUCUGUGAAAUGCUUCUACAGACUCCAUGCAGAGUUUCUAUCACCUUUGUUUCUUAUGUUAUUUAUACUCUUUGAUAGCUUCGGAAUAUGUUCUGGACACUUAUUAAUCAGGAGGAGUAGCAGCACAGGGUGGGUUAGGCGCAACAGUAAGGUUGGUCAAACUUGACACUUUGGUUAAGUGAUGUCAGGAGCGAGUCGUAAAUAUAGACGUUUUGAGUUUAAAUUUUGUCAAUAUCUUGAGAUUAAG
Ilex paraguariensis (yerba mate) is the source of this 2354-nucleotide messenger RNA. The record is from the annotation of a GenBank genome assembly. Lineage: Eukaryota; Viridiplantae; Streptophyta; Magnoliopsida; Aquifoliales; Aquifoliaceae.